Messenger RNA from Lagenorhynchus albirostris (white-beaked dolphin), 2600 nucleotides. It is a transcript of the gene IBA57, whose product is annotated as iron-sulfur cluster assembly factor IBA57. The transcript has 5 exons. Bases 77 to 1168 code for a protein of 363 amino acids. Gene Ontology annotation, molecular function: protein binding. The record is from RefSeq and is a predicted model, not a curated record. Gene Ontology annotation, cellular component: mitochondrial matrix. Lineage: Eukaryota; Metazoa; Chordata; Mammalia; Artiodactyla; Delphinidae.
AGGUGCUGUGGCGCGCGCCCGCCCGCUCGCGCCGCCGCCCGGGCCGUCCCUUCCCGCCGCCUCACUGCGCCCCAAGAUGGCGGCCGCAGCGCUGCUCCGGGGUGCAGCUCCAGGGCGCGGCGGCCGGGCCUGGAGCUGGCGGCUGCGCGCUGCCCCGAGGCGUCGCCUGGGCCACAACUCCUGCUGUCUGCGUGGUGAGUCCGCGGGCAGCGCGGCGUGGACCUGCUUCCUACUGGACGAGCGCGCCCUGGUGCGCGUGCGUGGGCCGGACUCUGCGCCCUUUCUCCUGGGUCUGCUGACCAAUGAGCUGCCGCUUCCAGGUCCUGCGGCCGGCGAGGCUUCAACUUCGGCGCGUUCGGGCUACGCCCACUUUCUCAACGUCCAGGGACGCACCCUCUAUGACGUCAUUCUCUACGGGCUCCCUGAGGGCUCCCACGAGCAGCCUACUUUCCUCCUGGAGUGUGACAGCUCAGUGCUGGAUGCGCUGCAGAGGCACCUGGUGCUGCACAAGAUCCGGCGGAAGGUCACCGUGGAGCCAUGCCCCGAGCUGCGGGUGUGGGCCGUGCUGCCCUGUGCCCCUGAGGAGGCCGGCAGGGCUGUGCUACUUCAGGAGAAGGCCAAGUGCACCACCAUCCUCACCCGUGAUCCCCGGACUGCUCGCAUGGGCUGGCGGCUCCUCUCCCAGGAUGAGGGCUCAGCCCUGGUGCUUGGGGGCCGUCUUGGGGACCUCCAGGAUUAUCACCGACACCGGUACCAGCAAGGCGUUCCCGAGGGGGUCCAUGACCUGCCCCCAGGAGUAGCCCUACCGCUGGAGUCUAACCUGGCCUUCAUGAAUGGCGUCAGCUUCACCAAAGGCUGCUACAUUGGCCAGGAGCUGACGGCUCGCACCCACCACAUGGGUGUCAUCCGAAAGCGCCUCUUCCCAGUACAGCUGUCAGGCCCCCUCCCUGUGGGCAGCAUUGCCCCUGGCACCGCUGUGCUCACCAAGUCGGGGCAGGCAGCCGAAAACCCUGAUACUGGUGUCUUCCCAUGUCAGUGGGCGAGGACCUCUUGCAUUCUUUCUAUGACUGCAUCCUGCGUUCGCCAGUGUUCGCCAGUUAUACGUGUUUUGCUGCGGAGUGGGUCUGCAGAGCUCGUCAUGCUGCUAUCCCAGAAGUGGACCCUCUGAACCUUGUUUCUGAACUAAGGCUGAUGCCUGUGGUUCUCAAACCUCAAGGUGUUGGAAGAGGCUUAAAACCCCUGCCACCUGACGAUUGGACUGUUUUGCAUUGAUGUGAAUAUCAUGGGGUAAGACAUGGGAGAUGACAAAGGAGCCUUCUCUCUAUGAAGCCCCACAAGGCUUUGUAGACUUGUUUUGGAGAAAUACCAGCCUCAUUCCAACAUUGGAUGGACGUUCAACAUAGCUGUGGAUGCCGAUGCACCUCCCAGCAUUAUUUGCAAAAAUAUGUGAUGGUUCUUUAGUCUUGGUUACGAAAUCUUUUAAAGGGCGCAAGAAGAAUUCUUCCAGAGGCAUGAGGUCCCAGGGAGAGGUAGAGCCUUUUCGCACUAGGUAAUUUCUGCAGGUGACUAAUAUUUUGCAAGCAAAAUAGCUAUUUAUUUCAAGUGCUCAACAUUUACAGUAUUCCAUUGUAUGAUAGCAUGUUAUCAGAUGUUAACAGAAUCAAAGCUUGAAAUACUAACUUGAAUUUUUAAAUGGAUAUAAAGGAUGGCUGUGGGUAUGCACGUAACAUGAUCAAUCCUUGUAACUUUAUGGUAUUAUUUUUUCACAUGUGUUAAAUAAGUGUAUCCUCAGUAAAGUUUUCUUGUUACUAUUACAAUGCCCCUUAAGAUUUUAGAAGUAGAUGGAUCCAGGGGUGUUUUCCAGCAACUACAACCCAUUCCCCCAUUCUCAGUGGGUAUGAGCUGGGUGUCCAACAAUUUGACUCAAUUCUGACACUAACUAUCUGGAGAUAGCGUCAGACCCCGCAGGUUAAGGGCUCAGUCCCACAAGGCCACCCCCAUUUCAGAUGCCAAUCGCAAGUCCAGAGCCACCCACACUUCUGACCUACUGGCUAUACAUCAGGGUUCCCAUGACCCCCUUCUCAGGUUCAGUCAUUUGCUAGAAUGGUUCACAGAACUCAGGAAACACUUAUGUAUUUUUACUGGUUUAUUAUAUAAUAAAGGAGAUCAAAGGAGGUGUGAUCAAUUAUUAACUCCAUUUCCAGACUCUCUUUCUUCUCUGGAGAAUGGGGGUGGAGUGGGGUUGAAGAUUUCAAGCUUCUAAUCACAGCUUGAUUUUUCUGGUGACCAGCCUCCAUCCAGGAAGCAUCCAGGAGCCCGCCAAGAGUCACCUCAUGAGAACAAAAGACAGUCCUAUCACCUGGGAAAUUCCGAGGGAUAUAGGAGCUCAGUGUCAGGACCCAGGGACAAAGACCAGGUAUAUAUUUCUCAUUAUGCCACAGACCCUGAACUGUUUUAGCUACCCAGCUGCCCAGUACCUGACCAUGAACUCUCUGAUGAGGCUUGGUGGUGUGCAGACUUGGUUCUCAGUAAGAUUCAGCAGUUGCUUCUGAGUCUACCAAAUUAAAGUUGUUUAAUCCAUUAAAAAUCUUUUUAUGAAA